CAAACUCCGGGAACACGUGCGGUCAACAUGGCGGCGCCCUUCAGUAGGCUUUGGCGACCAUUGUGGAGCAUAACAACUACAAGUACAUUAAACAAAGGCGUGCGAAAUGUUUCGGCCUCUAGGCAACAGUGGUCUGCGCAAAAUGUCAAGACUGCGGGUGCUCCGUCUCCGUGGGCGCUGCACGGAGCUGCAUGUCUGCAGCGGCUACCUGUGGUCUCUCAAGACGGGAGCCCCAUAGAGGAAGAGUUCAUGGAGCUAAUGCACCUGAUGGAGUUAGAGAGAAGUCUGCUCUCGGACCACGAGCUGAGGCUCCUGGAGGAUGCUGCACUGAUGAGCCGGAAACAAGAAGAGGGUUAUGAUUCAGAUGAGGAGGAUUAUAGGGACAACGAAAUUGUUACAGCUCAAGAUCUGGAAGAUAUUUGGGAACAGAAACCGAAGCAAUUUCAACCAGCUCCGAGGUCACAAGGUGUUGACGAGAAAGACGUGAGUUCUUCAGAGUGGUUUAUUGGAACACUACAAUUAGCCCAAGUCUAUAUUAAAUGA
Sinocyclocheilus grahami is the source of this 543-nucleotide messenger RNA. Its product is annotated as 39S ribosomal protein L46, mitochondrial-like. Gene Ontology annotation, molecular function: structural constituent of ribosome. NCBI's taxonomy places the organism in Eukaryota, Metazoa, Chordata, Actinopteri, Cypriniformes, Cyprinidae. The coding region runs from base 28 to 543 and encodes 171 amino acids. The record is from RefSeq and is a predicted model, not a curated record. Gene Ontology annotation, cellular component: mitochondrial large ribosomal subunit. The transcript has 3 exons.